GCUACGUCGUCACUCUCUCUCUCUUAGAGUUCGCCGAUCCUUCUUCCGUCGUUGCUUCCGACUUCCGGGAAUUACGAGACCCAGCAGAUCUCCACUUCGGCCCCCAUCGACUCUCGGCGACCGUCGCGACCUCUAAUGGCGCUCUGAUCCGCCUGCGGAAGGCUACUUGACGGGACCUCUCGAUUCCGGCGACUGUGCAGGCGUAGGGAGGCGUCGUCGGGCGGAGAAAGCGAGCUCCUCGCAGCGAAGGCGGGGAAGCAGGGCCCGGCCUGGUUGGUGGUGCGGAUGAUCGGUCCCCCGGUGGGUUGAUGGAAGCGGCUCCCGCAGCUUUCGGGUCGAUAUAUGGAGGUGAAGCCCUCGCUUCCUCGUGCGGUGUCAUUGGGGGCAGCAUUUCCCGUGUCGGUUCUUCUCGCGGUCGUCGCGCUUGAGAUUGCAUUGUUCUUUGUGAGUUUUGGAGCAACUUGUGCCAAACCUCAAGACAGUAAGCCUCUGCUUUGGCAAAAUACUGAAUCUGGGGAGAAAAAUGUUUAUCUCACGCACUCGUGCAUCCAUGAUGAGAUACUCCAUCAAAGGCGGCGCCCUGGCCGAAAAGAGUACUCCGUCACUCCUCAAGUUUAUCAUGGGUCUAGUUUGUCAAGGCCACAUCAUCGUGGAGGGAGAACUUUGCUUGAAUUGUCUCCAGCUUUUCCACUGCAAAUUGAUGCAAAGCAGCCUAUACGGAUAUUUCUAAAUUAUGAUGCUGUUGGGCACACUUCCGAUAGAGAUUGUCAAAAUGUUGGAGAUCUCGUGAAGCUUGGUGAACCUCCUGCAACAUCAAUACCAAGAACACCUGUGUGCAAUGCUCAUGGAGAUCGACCAGUUUUUGCCGAUUGUUGGUAUGAGUGCACCCUGGAAGAUAUUUCAGGAGAGGAUAAAAAGCAACGUCUUCGGAAGGCACUUGGGCAAACAGCAGAGUGGUUUAGAAGGGCUUUAGCCAUUGAACCUGUUAAGGGAAACUUGCGGUUAAGUGGAUAUUCUGCGUGUGGGCAGGAUGGUGGGGUGCAACUUCCCCAUGAAUAUGUUGAAGUACCUUUAUACCAUGCAGAUGGAGUGGCUGAUGCUGACCUUGUUCUGUUGGUAACCGCUAGACCCACAACUGGCAACACUCUUGCAUGGGCAGUUGCAUGUGAGCGGGAUCAAUGGGGUCGUGCAAUUGCAGGACAUGUAAAUGUCGCUCCUCGUCAUUUAACAGCAGAGGCAGAAGCCCUGCUUUCAGCUACUUUGAUACAUGAGGUCAUACAUGUUUUAGGUUUUGAUCCUCAUGCCUUCGCACACUUCCGUGAUGAGAGAAAAAGAAGGCGUAGCCAGGUUACUAUGCAACUUAUGGAUGAGAAGCUUGGACGUAUGGUCACACGUGUGGUCCUACCCCGAGUUGUUAUGCAUGCUAGAUAUCACUAUGGGGCAUAUUCUGAAAAUUUUACUGGCUUAGAGUUGGAAGAUGGAGGAGGUCGUGGUACAUCAGGUUCUCACUGGGAGAAAAGACUUCUAAUGAAUGAAAUCAUGACAGGAUCUGUGGAUACAAAAUCUGUAGUUUCGAAAAUGACUUUGGCUUUAUUAGAGGAUAGUGGAUGGUACCAGGCUAAUUAUAGCAUGGCAGACCACCUUGAUUGGGGUUGGAAUCAAGGAACGGAAUUUGUUACGUCUCCUUGCAAUCACUGGAAAGGGGCAUACCGUUGCAACACUACUCAGUUGUCAGGUUGUACAUACAACAGGGAGGCAGAAGGGUACUGCCCUAUUGUGAGUUAUAAUGGGGACUUGCCACAAUGGGCUCAAUAUUUUCCACAGGCUAAUAAAGGUGGGCAAUCAUCAUUGGCAGACUAUUGUACAUAUUUUGUUGCUUAUUCUGAUGGUUCAUGCACGGACACGAAAAGUGCACGAUCACCUGACAGAAUGUUGGGUGAGGCCCGAGGAAUUAACUCCAGGUGUAUGGCUUCAUCAUUGGUGCGCACAGGCUUUAUUAGGGGUUCUAUGACCCAGGGAAAUGGAUGUUAUCAACAUAGGUGUAGAAACAACACAUUAGAGGUUGCCGUGGAUGGUAUCUGGAAAGUGUGUCCGGAAGCUGGUGGUCCUGUUCAGUUUCGUGGAUUCCAUGGUGAGCUGAUCUGCCCAGCAUAUCAGGAGUUGUGCAGCAGUGUGCCUAUGUCUGUCACUGGCCAGUGCCCUGGCUCUUGUAGCUUCAAUGGUGACUGCAUUGAUGGGAAGUGCCGUUGCUUUCUUAGCUUCCAUGGCAAUGACUGCAGCAAAAGAUCAUGUACAGGAAACUGUAGCAGACAUGGCAUAUGCCAUCCAAACGGUAUCUGUGAAUGCCAAAUUGGUUGGACAGGUGUUGACUGCUCUACUGCUAUAUGCGAUGAGCAGUGUAGUUUGCAUGGAGGAGUCUGCGACAAUGGUGUUUGUGAGUUCCGUUGUUCUGACUAUGCGGGUUAUGCUUGUCAAAACAGCUCAUCGUUGCUUGCUAGCCUCUCAAUUUGUGGUGAUGUGCUAGCUCAGGAUUUACUUGGACAGCACUGUGCACCGAGUGAACCCAGCAUACUACAGCAGCUUGAAGCAGCUGUAGUAAUGCCUAACUACAACCGAUUAGUACCAGGUGGGCGGACGUUGUUUGGCAUCCUUGACAAUGGCUACUGUGCAGCUGCAGCAAAGCGGCUUGCCUGCUGGAUCUCAAUGCAACGUUGCGACGACAAGGAUGGAGACAAUAGGCUUCGGGUGUGCCACUCUGCAUGCCGGUCUUACAACGCAGCGUGUGGGGCAGGCCUUGACUGCUCCGACCAGACCCUUUUCAGCAGCGAGGAGGAAGGGGAGGGGCAGUGCACGGGCUACGGUGAGACGAGACCGUGGUGGCUAAGACGCUUCGGGAAUCUCUACUCGCAAUACGAACGGAAAUUGUAAAGUUGUAGUUCUAAUCUUUAUGUUUGUAUUUCCUUUUAGCCAUUGUUUUCCUCUCCUCAAGCCUGCAUUUUGUGUGCCAAAAGGUUAGGUUUUGAUUUCACCCAGGCCAAGAGAAUCCUUGAAGAAGGAUGCAUGGGUUUUUUAGAGAAUUAUUAGCUUGAACAAUAGUAAAAAUGUGAUUGAGGAUAGAGAAAAUGGGAGGAAUCUGUUGAAUGUACUUACCAUGUCACACUAUUCCUGUCCUUUACAAAUGAUGCAUUUUGCUCA
This is a messenger RNA of Musa acuminata subsp. malaccensis (wild Malaysian banana), 3195 nucleotides long. RefSeq lists its product as uncharacterized. Gene Ontology annotation, biological process: cell adhesion; proteolysis. Lineage: Eukaryota; Viridiplantae; Streptophyta; Magnoliopsida; Zingiberales; Musaceae. Gene Ontology annotation, molecular function: metalloendopeptidase activity. The record is from RefSeq and is a predicted model, not a curated record. Gene Ontology annotation, cellular component: cytoplasm; membrane.